Messenger RNA from Helianthus annuus (common sunflower), 1624 nucleotides. RefSeq lists its product as uncharacterized. The record is from RefSeq and is a predicted model, not a curated record. NCBI's taxonomy places the organism in Eukaryota, Viridiplantae, Streptophyta, Magnoliopsida, Asterales, Asteraceae. Gene Ontology annotation, molecular function: DNA-binding transcription factor activity. The coding region runs from base 205 to 1440 and encodes 411 amino acids. The transcript is spliced from 5 exons.
UACUCUUCUUGCAUCUCUCUCUUUCUAUCUCUCCAUCUGUUGUUCAAAAUGCAAUCUUUAAUCCCAAUAUCAGUCUCUUUGGCUUAUCCCUCACUUACAAAUCUGACGGCUGAGUACCUCCAUCGUUUACGACUUUUUCUAAGAUGCUACAAGCUACCUACUCCUGUUUUGUGGUUGUGGUCAUAGAAGAGAAGCCUUCUUCGGAUGCUAGUUGUGUUAGUGUGCGGUUAUAUUCUAUAUAUUCAUGUUCACAUUGAUGGAGAGGUGAAGAAAAAAAUCAUUUCUACCCUUCAAAAUUUACCACUUCAAGAUGGUGAAUCUGUUCUUGUUCUGUUUUGGGCAGCAGAAGAAAUCAAAAAAUAUAUCUUUGUGCUUACUACAACAUUUCAGCCUUUUCUUCUUUCUGGGAACAACAAGGAACUUCAUGCGUUCCAUGUAGCCUGUUUAUACAAUAAACUCUAUGUGUAUAGAGACACUGAGGAAUUGAAAGAAGCAGCAUUCGGUCUUGCAGGCAUGGCGUACCUGUACUGCACUCCUCAACAGACUCAAGAUAUGCAUGAAUACCUUAAAGAUCAUAGUCCUCCAUGUGAACAUGAAAUGUUUACAAAGAAAUGGGGAUCCUAUGCUGUUCCUGUGAUUGAUGGUAACAAAUGUGUUGGUGUGCUUGAGGUUGUCACGGAUACACCCAGGGAUUAUAGCAAUGAUAUUACUGUAGCUAAAGGAGUCAUUGAGCAUGCCGGUUUGCAAACAACAAUGCAAAUUGAUAGCACAAUGAGGACUUAUAUACGUCCCAAGGAAAGGAGCCGCAUAACAUUCACAUCUCCCAUUACUAGCUACUGUUGUCUUAAUAAAUAUUUCGGACUGAGUAGUAUCUGUGCUGCAAAAGUACUUGAAAGAGUCCUUAAACGACGACUACCAGAAGGUACCUUUAGGAAUCUUUGUAGGAGCGUAGGAAUUCCUGAGUGGCCAUGUAUACGAAAGACAAAUAAUACUAGGUCUUUUGUAACAAUGAAUGAUGAUCUAAUCUCCAAUCCGUACGAAAUUAUGACUACUAUACCAUCUGCUCAAGAAAUUCGAACCAAUCCAUUUGCAAGUGAGACAAGUGGUGAUACUAGAGAUUGGAACGAGUCUGAGCCUGAACUUGAGCCAGAGCCUGAACAUGCUCAUCCUAGUCUCAUGGCAGCUACUGGUGAUCUGAUGGAUAAUCAAGAUAACAAUAUCUAUCCGGCCAGGGUCCAUCUUGAUUCCAUGGAUAUUGAUCAUCUUAGAGCUGAUCCAUUGUGGUGCGAAAAUUUUUUUGAUUGGUCAGGUGAACACACUAUGACUAGUGGUGAUUCUGAAGCUUGGUUGUCUAAAUUUACUUUUCCAUAUAACAAUGCUCCAAUUGCAAAUCAUGGUUCCAUGGAUGAUAUUGGAGAUUUUGAUAUAGAUAGCAUGUAAUUAAAUAAAGAGAUGAAACCAAGUACUCCCAUACGAAAGGGGGAAGUGAAUGUUUGAAUGUGCUCUGCCUAAGCACAGGUGUGGAACCAUAAAAAAUAAGUAGUUAUGCUUAAAACAUAACUAAUAUGUAUGUAUCUCUUGGAGUAUGAGAAAUGUAAAGACCCAAAAGAUCACAUUGUGCCAA